Molecule: messenger RNA, 13050 nt
Organism: Alligator sinensis (Chinese alligator)
Lineage: Eukaryota; Metazoa; Chordata; Crocodylia; Alligatoridae
Gene: DNAH6
Product: dynein axonemal heavy chain 6
Exons: 77
Coding region: 116-12625 (4169 amino acids)
Biological process (GO): microtubule-based movement
Cellular component (GO): dynein complex
Molecular function (GO): ATP binding; minus-end-directed microtubule motor activity; dynein intermediate chain binding
Source: RefSeq, a predicted model, not a curated record
GGGACCCCUUCCCCCCUCACCCGCUCUUCUCUUGCGUACAGCGCUCAGCCAAGCAGCUCCUCGGGUCCUCCCAAAGUCCUGCUGCUGCUGUACUGACUGCUGUAGGAAGGACACAAUGUCUAAGAAGCUCUCCUUGCCUCCUCUGCCUGCAUCCUCCUCUUGUUCUGCUGAGAAUGGCAGAAAUACUGAAUGCUCCACCAGGCAGCAUCCUGCUUCAAGUGCUCCUGCCAAUAAGCUGAGGGAAAGACUCGUCUGUUCAGCUCCAAAGGCAUCAGUGCCAAAUCCUCAGGCUCUUAGAUUUGUACAUAACACAAAGGCGCAAGAAAGAACAAGAAAGAGGCAGCAGCCCAUAAAACUGGAACCUUUGCCUGUGCUUAAGGUGUAUCAGCAUAAUAAACAACCUGAAUACAUCUAUCAGAAGAAUAGAGAGCAUUUAUUAGCUUGUGGAUUACUACAGCCUUCAGCAGAUAAAAGAAAAUGGGCUACACCUGUGGCAUCUUUGACUCCUUUAGCUGAGCUUCCAGAGGAUUUCAGAGAAAAGCAGGUACAGUUGCAAACUACCAGUAGAGUGCUAAUGCCUACUCCUCCCAAACAGCCUCGGACUACUCUAAAACCAACUGCCUGUAAAUCCUCCUCCCCUUCACCUUCUUGUGCUUAUGAGGAUAUAGAAGAUGUAAUUAAAGCCAACAUCACUGAUCCUCUGGAAAUUAUUAAAAUCAUAUGUGAAAACAAAAAUCUUGGAUUCCUUUACAUGACCCCUGCAGUACCUAGGUCCUCAGUUGAAUAUGAUGUAUUUAACUUGAAAAUUGUCAGUUACGACUGCAUCAACAAGAACGAUUAUUACACUAUUAGCCAGAAAGCAGUUAUCCACACAUGCAACGGAGAAGUUGAAUUCUUGCCACUAGAUCGCUGGGAACAAGAAUAUUUAUAUCACAAAACAUUUACCAAGAUUCCUAUAUUUGCUAUCUUUUGCAAACUGAAGUCAUUUACUGAGUGGAGGAAAAAUGUCUGCUCCAAGAAAAUCCGUGGAUGCCGUAAAGCUCUGCAAGAGAACUUGUUCAUCCUUAAUGCUUCCUUGCGACCUGCUGUGCUUAAUGUCCAGGAAAUGUGCUACCGAAUCAGUGACAUGGGACUUUGUCGUAUUGAGAAAGGUUACACAUACACUCUAGAGGAAUUUAGAAAUGUUCAGUUCAAACAGUUGAAUGAGGUGGCCAGCCGUCUGUCAGAAUUCAGAGAGCUAGCAAAGGAAGUUGUCAGAAGUGCAUGUCGAACUGCCCUGCUUGAAUUUGGAUUCACCCCUGAUGAUUAUUCUUAUAGAAGACAGAGUGCAGACCAGAUUUCUGUGGCAACUGGAUUAGCAACUUCAACUACGCUUAGUCUUCCUCAUUUUGAAAGAGAAUUAUAUGGCGAAUCGACUGACAAAAUGACCUACACAGAACAGGCCAGCAAAAGGUCUCAUUGUAGAAGGCUAACCUGCUUUAUCCGUCUUGCUGACUACCUAAUAGUGAAUACAAUGCAUGUCCUGGCAGUAAAGUCAGUUAUUUCCCUUUUGAACUACCUCACUGAAAAAUUAAAAAGAACACCUGCUGCACAUGUCAUACAGAAAUGGAACACAGAGUUAAAAAAUGAAGUCUCUGAGAAGAAGGCUGCUCCUGGGAUCGGAGGGCAGGAUGAAGAAGAAGCAUAUCUUCCCAUGUUUCUCACAGAGUUAAUUCUGGAGAUCAGUGCAUUGUUGUUUGCACCAUCUUUGGAUGACUUCCAGCAGGAUGGUAUUGCAGAUAUUGUACAUCAGUUCCAGGAAACUCUGUUGUCUGUCGCUAAUCUUGUACCCGAUCGAUACUUUGAUGCCUUUACUCAGCCUGUCAUUAAUAACAUUAUUGAAGAAAAGACGUGUGGUGAAGGGCCGAGCUUAUCAACCAUGUUUAAAGAUGAUAGGCAUUUGCAGACUAUCAUCCAGCAAAUAAAGGAAACUGUUCAUUCAGCAUUUGAGGCAGCCAACUUAUAUGCAGAUACUUUUGAAAGGUUUCGAUUAUUUUUCAAAGAAAAUGAAAGUCUUGACUUGGAAGCGCUGAAACAGCAAGAACAUGGUGUUGAUUUCUUUGCUGAACAACUGGAGAAAUAUCACAGAGAACAUAAAGAUGCUUUGGCUAUAAAGCAGCAGAGAAAUUUAGGUUUGUUGCUCAUAGAUGCUAAAAAAUUAAAAGAAAAACUAAUUCCAUCACCAGUGCGCUGUUUGGAGGUCAUUAAUGAUAUGCUUCCUGUUAUUGGAAAGAAAAAGGUGGCUGCCAUUAUAGCUGAAGCACAAGAUGCCAAAUUUAAACUCGAGUUUCUCCCCUCCACAACUACAGAAUAUGUUAAUAGCUUGAUAUUUCUUGAUGAAAUACAGGAAAGAAUUGAAAACCUUGAAGAAGAAGCAAAUGUGGUAACACAGAUGUAUCAGCUUAUUGAACAGUACCAAGUCCCUGCACCUCCUGAAGAUUUUGCUCUUUUUGCAACUCUGAAACCAUCAAUUGUUGCAGUUCGCAAUGCUAUUGACAGAGCUGUGGGUGAAAGAGAUACCAGCAUUACUCAGUUUUGUCAGCAUUUAGAUCAGGAUGUUUUAGAGCUAAAUGAAGAAGUAAAAGAAGUGAAACAGCAAGCUCAGGAUCCACAGAUUUUGGAUAUCGCAGCUGACCAAGACAAAGUAAACCAAAUUCUUACAGACUUACAGAACAUUCUGGAUGAGCUACAGAGACGUGCAUUCCAGUAUAAAUCCUACCAGAAGAAUUUUAAGGUAGAAGUUGCAAAAUUUGAUGCUUUGGAAGAAGUUUGUGCAGAACUGAAACUCAAACAGUUGCUUUGGGAUUCUCUUUCUCAAUGGGAAAUACUCCACACAGAAUGGAUGGAGUCUAAGUUUGAUAGCCUGGAUCCAGAACUCCUGAAUUCUCAAGUUUCUAAAUAUGCCAAAUUUGUAAAUCAGUUGGAAAAAGGUUUACCACCUAAUAAUAUAGUGCCACAACUCAAAGAGAAGGUAGAAAACAUGAAAGACAAGGUCCCAGUCAUCACAGACCUAAGAAACCCCUUUUUGAAACCAAGACACUGGACACUUCUGGAGCAAGUAGUUAAUGCAACGCUUUUUGAUCUGGAAAAUCCAUUAUCUUUGGCAAGACUUGUUGAACUCAGUAUAUUUGACUUUGCUCAGGAAAUUCAGGAUGUUUCUGGGCAAGCAUCUGGAGAAGCUUCUUUAGAAACAAUGCUCAAGAAGGUGGAAGAUGCUUGGAAAACUACUGAAUUCAUUGUUCUUCCACAUCGUGAUUCUAAAGACGUUUUCAUCCUUGGUGGCACAGAUGACCUGCAAGUCUUGCUUGAUGACAGCACUAUUACCGUAGCAACUAUCGCCUCCUCAAGAUACAUGGGUCCUCUCAAAGCACGGGUAGAUGAAUGGCAAAAACAGUUGUCUUUAUUCAGUCAAACUCUGGAAGAAUGGCUGAAUUGUCAGAGAAACUGGCUGUACUUAGAAAGUAUUUUUAGUGCUCCUGAUAUUCAAAGGCAACUACCUGGUGAAGCUAAGAUGUUUUUACAGGUGGAUAAAUCCUGGAAAGAAAUUAUGAGAAAAGUUAAUCGUCUGCCAAAUGCUCUUCGUGCUGCUACUCAACCUGGUCUCUUAGAGACUUUCCAGAAUAACAAUGGACUACUUGAUCAAAUUCAGAAGUGUCUAGAGGCUUAUUUGGAGUCCAAGAGAGUUAUCUUCCCCAGAUUUUACUUUUUAUCAAAUGAUGAGCUCCUGGAAAUUUUGGCCCAGACUCGCAAUCCUCAAGCCGUUCAGCCUCAUUUAAGGAAAUGCUUUGAUUCAAUCAUUAAGCUAGAGUUUGCCCUGAUGAUGCCAGCAGAGGGAGAACAGGAAAAGGUUUUUACUAAUGAUAUUUUAGCAAUGUUGUCCCCAGAGGGGGAAAGGGUUAGUUUAGGGAAGGGACUCAAAGCCAGAGGGAAUGUAGAAGACUGGCUUGGUAAAGUAGAAGAAGCAAUGUUCACUUCUCUUAGACGUCUAACUAAAGCUGCCAUUGCUGAUUAUCAAGCCAGAGUUAGAAUGGAAUGGGUUGUUGCUGGACACCCAUCUCAGGUUAUACUGACCGUUUCUCAACUCAUGUGGUGCCGUGAUCUAACCCAGUGCCUAGAAGGGGAGGAUUAUGAUCGCUUACAAACUCUGACAGAGUUUGAGAAAAUAAACUUUGAUAGAUUAAAUGCACUGGCAGGAUUAGUCCGUGGUAGUCUUCCUAAAUUACACAGAAAUAUAGUAACAGCACUGAUAACUAUUGAUGUACAUGCAAGAGACAUUGUUAGUGAACUUGUUACAGAAAAGGUGAAUUCUGUUGACAGUUUUGAAUGGCAAAGACAGCUACGUUAUUACUGGGACUUGGAUCUAGAUAACUGCGUUGCUAGGAUGGCUUUAUCCCAGUAUAUCUAUGGCUACGAAUACCUGGGUGCAUGUCCAAGAUUAGUGAUAACUCCACUGACAGAUCGUUGCUACCUCUGCCUUAUGGGAGCUUUACAACUUGACCUGGGUGGAGCCCCUGCUGGGCCUGCUGGAACUGGUAAAACAGAGACUACAAAAGACCUUGCAAAAGCAUUGGCCAUUCAGUGUGUUGUGUUCAACUGCUCAGAUGGCUUGGACUACAAGAUGAUGGGACGUUUCUUCAGUGGUUUGGCUCAGUCUGGAGCAUGGUGCUGUUUUGAUGAAUUUAAUCGAAUUGAUAUUGAAGUUCUAUCAGUGAUUGCUCAGCAGCUAAUUACUAUUAGGAAUGCUAAAGCUGCAAAGCUCUUUCGAUUUACGUUUGAGGGUCGUGAAAUAAAGCUGGUCAUGACAUGUGCAGCAUUCAUAACCAUGAAUCCUGGCUAUGCUGGACGAACAGAAUUACCUGACAAUUUAAAAUCUCUCUUCAGACCAUUUGCCAUGAUGGUUCCAAACUAUGCCUUAAUUGCUGAGGUGAUUUUAUAUUCAGAAGGAUUUGAAUCUAGUAAAGUUCUUGCAAGGAAGAUGACUCAAAUGUACAAACUUUGUAGCGAGCAACUGUCUCAACAGGACCACUAUGACUUUGGAAUGAGAGCUGUUAAAUCUGUAUUAGUCAUGGCUGGGUCAUUAAAAAGAGAAAAUCCAGAUCUGAAUGAGGAUGUUGUAUUAAUAAGGGCUUUACGAGAUUCCAACCUACCAAAAUUUCUUGCAGAUGAUGCUCUUCUUUUCAGUGGAAUUAUUUCUGAUCUUUUCCCGGGAGUUAUAAUCCCAGACCAUGACUAUGGAAUCCUACAAUCAACAAUUAUAGAUGUCAUGCUUUCACAAGGAUUGCAACCGGAAGACAGCAUGGUUCAUAAAGUCAUACAGCUCUAUGAAACCAUGCUAGUAAGGCAUGGUGUUAUGCUUGUUGGGCCAACAGGAGGUGGAAAAACUACAGUUUAUCAAGUUCUGGCACAAUCCUUAGGAGAAUUGCAUGAGGCUGGGGAGCAAAACCCAUUUUACCAGCCUGUCAAAACAUAUAUUUUGAACCCCAAAUCGAUUACAAUGGGGGAAUUGUAUGGCGAAGUUAAUAACUUAACUUUGGAGUGGAAAGAUGGAUUGAUGGCACUUAGUGUUCGGGCGGCUGUAAAUGACACUUCGGAAGAUCACAAGUGGAUCAUUAGUGAUGGGCCAGUCGAUGCAUUAUGGAUUGAAAAUAUGAACACUGUCUUGGAUGAUAACAAGAUGCUGUGCUUGGCCAACAGUGAAAGAAUCAAACUUACACCCUUCAUCCAUAUGAUGUUUGAGGUACAGGAUCUAAAAGUUGCCUCCCCUGCAACCGUUAGCCGAUGUGGAAUGGUAUACAUUGACCCAGAGGAACUGAAGUGGAUACCGUAUGUAAAGACUUGGAUAGCAACUCUUGCAAAUAAAUUAAAUGAAGACACAAAAGAGUAUUUGUUUAAUCUAUUUUGUCGGUAUGUUGAAGAUACUCUAAAAUUCGUCAAUAAAAAGUGCUCACAAGCUAUUCCACAAGUGGAUAUCAGCAAAGUUUCUACCCUGUGUUGUUUACUGGAGUCUCUGCUACUUGGAAAAGGAGGUCCUGAUCUUAAAAUGGAGCAAUUAAAAUUAAAUACUAUAGUCUGCCAGACUUUUGCUUUCUGCUUAUUGUGGUCACUGGGUGGAAAUUUAACUGAAAACAACUGGGAUGCUUUUGAUACAUUUUUAAGACAACAGUUUGAGGAUAAUCCUGAUGCCAAGCUUCCAAGCUCUGGUGAUUUGUGGAGUGUAUACAUGGAUUUUGAUAGCAAGCGACUUGAUCCCUGGGAGAGGAUUACACCGACUUUCAAAUAUAGCAGACAAGUACCAUUUUUUGAAAUGCUUGUUCCAACUACAGAUACAGUGCGUUAUGGCUACCUACUGGAAAAACUGUUAGCUGUCAGACAUUCUGUACUCUUCACAGGGAUCACUGGUGUGGGCAAGUCUGUAGUUGCAAGGGGACUACUCAACCGAAUACAAGAAGAAGCAGGCUAUGUGCCCAUUUACCUAAACUUCUCCGCUCAGACAUCAUCUGCAAGAACACAAGAGAUUAUUGAGUCCAAAUUAGAAAAGAAAAGGAAAAAUAUUUUAGGUGCACCAGGAAACAAACGAGUUAUUAUUUUUGUGGAUGACCUAAACAUGCCUAAAUUGGAUCGUUAUGGGUCUCAGCCUCCUAUUGAGCUCCUUCGUCAGUACCUGGACUUUGGGGGGUUCUACGACAGAGAGAAACUAUUUUGGAAAGAAAUACAGGACGUAACAAUUGCAUCAGCCUGUGCACCUCCUGGCGGUGGUCGUAAUCCUGUAACACCACGGUUCAUAAGACAUUUCGCCAUGCUGUGCCUUCCAACGCCCUCAGAGCAUAGUCUCAAACAAAUUUUUCAGGCGAUCUUAAAGGGCUUUUUGGCAGAUUUCUCUCAAGCAGUAAAGCAGAAUGCAACAAACAUAGUGGAUGCUGCUGUUGAAAUCUAUCAGAGAAUGAGCAUUGAUCUUCUCCCAACACCGGCUAAAUCCCAUUAUGUAUUUAAUUUACGUGACUUGUCAAAGUGUGUGCAAGGCAUUCUUCAGUGUGAUCCUGGCUCAGUCAGAGACCAAAUGCAAGUCUUCAGACUCUUUUCUCAUGAAUGUCAAAGAAUCUUCCAUGACCGCCUCAUUAACAGUGAAGACAAACAGUACUUUCAUUCCAUGCUAUCUGAAAUGGCCAGCAAACAUUUUGGAAUCCCAGUUGACCCAGAUUACUUUUUAAAUAAACCAAUCAUAUUUGGGGACUUUCUUAAAUUUGGGGCAGAUAAAGCCGAUCGGAUAUAUGAAGAUCUGACUGACAUGGAAAAGAUUGUACCAGUUUUGCAAGACUAUCUGGAUGAUUACAAUAUAACAAAUGCUAAGGAGAUAAAACUGGUGUUCUUCCAGGAUGCCAUAGAGCAUGUUUCAAGAAUUGCUCGAAUGAUUCGUCAGGAAAGGGGAAAUGCUCUGCUUGUUGGAGUUGGAGGUACAGGCAAGCAAUCUUUGACCAGACUUGCAUCUCACAUUUGUGGAUACACAUGCUUUCAAAUAGAGCUCAGCCGUGGUUAUAGCUAUGAAAGUUUCCAUGAAGAUCUGAGGAAGUUGUAUAAAAUGGCAGGAGUAGAAGACAAAGAUAUGGUUUUCCUCUUCACAGACACACAGAUUGUUGUGGAGGAGUUCUUGGAAGAUGUAAAUAAUAUUCUAAAUUCUGGUGAAGUGCCUAAUCUGUUUGAAAAAGAUGAGUUGGAGCAAGUACUGGCAGCUACAAGACCCAAAGCCAAAGAAGUAGGAAUACCAGAGGGGAACAGAGAUGAGGUGUUUCAAUUCUUUAUUAAUCGAGUUCGUCAGAAGCUGCAUAUUGUUCUCUGUAUGAGUCCCGUAGGAGAGGCUUUUAGAGCACGAUGUAGGAUGUUUCCAUCCCUUGUGAAUUGCUGCACCAUUGACUGGUUUGUGCAGUGGCCCAAAGAAGCACUUCUUUCCGUGUCAAAGACAUUUUUCCGAAAUGUUGAUCUUGGAAGUUAUGAGAUGAAAGAGAAGCUAUCAGUAAUGUGUGUAGAUAUUCACAUGAGUGUAACUGAAAUGGCAGAUCAAUAUUAUGCUGAGCUGCGGCGACGGUAUUAUACUACACCCACUUCAUAUCUAGAAUUGAUCAAUCUCUACCUGACAAUGCUGACAGAAAAAAGGAAGCAGUUGGUUUCAGCUCGGGAUCGUGUGAAGAAUGGUUUAUCCAAGCUAUUGGAAACAAAUGAGCUUGUAGAUAAAAUGAAAUUGGAUCUCUCAGCUCUAGAGCCAGUCCUGAAGGAGAAAUCUGUGGAUGUCGAGGCUUUGAUGGAAAAAUUAGCAGUGGAUCAAGAAAAUGCUGAUCAGGUUCGUCGUAUUGUUCAAGAAGAUGAAGCUGUUGCAAAAGUGAAAGCAGAAGAGACUCAGGCAAUAGCUGAUGAUGCUCAGCGAGAUCUGGAUGAAGCCCUGCCAGCUUUAGAGGCUGCAAACAAAGCUCUCGACUCCUUGGAUAAAGCAGAUAUCUCUGAAAUUAGAGUUUUUACCAAGCCACCAGAUCUUGUCAUGACUGUAAUGGAAUCAAUCUGCAUUCUUCUGAAUGCAAAGCCUGACUGGGCAACAGCUAAACAGCUCCUUGGAGACUCCAACUUCCUUAAAAAACUUCUUGAAUAUGAUAAAGAAAAUAUAAAGCCACAAAUAUUGUUAAAGCUUCAGAAAUAUAUAAAUAACCCAGAUUUUGUGCCUGAAAAAGUAGAGAAGGUGUCAAAGGCGUGUCGGUCGAUGUGUAUGUGGGUGAGGGCUAUGGAUUUAUAUUCACGAGUUGUGAAAGAAGUUGAGCCAAAAAGACAAAAGUUUAAUGCUGCACAGGCUGAGCUUGAUGCUACAAUGGCUACCCUUCAAGAGAAACAGAGAAAAUUAAGACAGGUGGAAGAGCAGAUACAGGCUCUGCAAGACCAAUAUGAAAAGAGUGUUGAAGAAAAAGAGAACCUUGCAAGGACCAUGGCACUUACCCAAGCUCGCCUCACUCGAGCGGGAAGGCUUACAGCUGCACUGGGAGAUGAAGAAGUUCGAUGGGAGGAGAGCAUCAAGAACUUUGAAGAUGAGAUUUCAAAUAUCAUAGGGAAUGUAUUCAUAGCAGCUGCCUGUGUUGCCUAUUACGGUGCUUUUACAGCACAGUACAGGCAACUGCUGAUUGAAUGUUGGAUCAAGAAGUGUCAGAAUCUAGAGCUUCCCAUCAGUCCUGACUUCAGCCUCAUAAACAUACUGGGAGAUCCCUAUGAGAUUCGCCAGUGGAAUACUGAUGGGUUACCACGUGACUAUGUGUCCACUGAGAAUGGGAUUCUUGUGACUAGGGGGCGACGGUGGCCACUGAUGAUUGACCCCCAAGACCAAGCAAAUCGAUGGAUAAGAAAUAAAGAAGCAAAAAGUGGCUUAAAGAUAAUCAAACUUACUGAUGCUGGUUUCCUGCGUACACUUGAGAAUGCUAUUCGUUUGGGUUUGCCCGUUCUUCUAGAAGAGCUCAAGGAAACCUUGGACCCUGCUCUGGAGCCUGUUCUUUUGAAGCAGACCUUUGUUUCUGGUGGAAGAAUGCUCAUUCGCCUUGGAGAUUCUGACAUUGAUUACGAUAAAAACUUUAGGUUCUACAUGAUAACGAAAUUACCAAAUCCACACUACCUUCCAGAGGUGUGCAUCAAGGUCACUAUAAUCAAUUUCACUGUAACCAGAUCUGGCCUUGAGGAUCAGCUGUUAAGUGAUGUUGUGCGACUGGAGAAACCUGAUCUUGAGAAUCAAAGAACACAGCUCAUUGUACGGAUCAAUUCUGAUAAAAAUCAACUGAAAGCCAUUGAAGACAAAAUUCUGAAAAUGUUGUUUACUUCUCAGGGAAACAUAUUGGACAAUGAAGAACUCAUCAACACACUGCAGGAAUCAAAGGUUACCUCUGGUGCCAUUAAAACAAGACUGAAAGAAGCAGAAACAACCGAGGAGAAGAUAAAUGCAGCACGUGAAAAAUACCGCCCUGUUGCCACUCGUGGAUCUGUCAUGUACUUUGUAAUUGCCAGCUUGUCAGAGAUAGAUCCUAUGUAUCAGUUUUCCUUAAAAUAUUUUAAACAGUUAUUUAAUACAACCAUCGAGACAUCUGAAAAGAAUGAUAAUCUGCAGCAGCGCCUAGCAAUACUGCUCAGUCAGACUCUGUAUGCAACUUACAUUAAUGUAUCUCGGGGCCUUUUUGCGGAACACAAACUCAUCUACAGCUUUAUGCUGUGUAUUGAAAUCAUGCGACAGAGAGAAGAACUUACAGAUGCAGAAUGGAAUUUUUUCCUCCGCGGAGCUGCUGGCUUAGACAAGGAACUGCCAUCUAAGCCUAAUGUUCCCUGGCUUGAAGACACCAUGUGGUAUAUGUGCUGUGACUUAGAGGAAAUGCUCCCAUGUUUUAAAGGCCUUCAGAAGGAAAUAGUUUCCACGCACAUUUUUAUUAAAAUAGGGUGUCUUGAUGUUCACAUUAACCCAGAAGCUUGGGAAGGCUAUGAUUCUGAGCUUUCAUAUCAUUCAGGCCAAGUUGAAGAAGAAAAAAAGGAAGGCUUAACAAAAGGUCCCUGGGACACAAGGCUGAGCAUAUUUCAGAAACUAAUUAUUGUGAAAUGUUUUAUGGAAGAAAAGGUUGUCUCUGCACUGACUGAGUUUGUAAUAGAAAAUCUUGGAAAACAAUUCAUAGAGAAUCCCCCAGUUGACCUGGGAACUCUUUAUCAAGACAUGUCCUCUUCCACUCCUCUAGUAUUUAUCUUAAGCACAGGCUCUGAUCCCAUGGGAGCUUUUCAGAGGUUUGCAAAAGAGCGAGGAUAUUCAGAACGACUGGAGUCAAUCUCACUAGGGCAAGGCCAAGGACCUAUUGCAGCAAAGAUGAUAAAGGAUGCACUGAAAACAGGAAAUUGGGUAUUUCUGCAAAACUGUCAUCUAGCAGUUUCAUGGAUGUUAGCUAUGGAAGAACUUAUUAAAAGUUUUACAGAGCCAAAUGUAUCUAUUCAUGAGGAUUUUCGACUCUAUUUAAGUUCCAUGCCUAGUGAAACUUUUCCAGUCACAGUCCUCCAGAAUUCUGUCAAGGUAACCAAUGAGCCUCCAAAGGGACUUCGUGCAAAUAUCAGGCGAGCAUUUACAGAAAUGACGGCUACAUUUUUUGAGGAAAAUAUCCUUGGCAAAAAAUGGAGAAAAAUUAUUUUUGGCAUUUGCUUCUUCCAUGCUAUUAUCCAGGAGAGGAAAAAAUUUGGACCUCUUGGCUGGAACAUCUGCUAUGAAUUCAAUGACAGUGACAGAGAAUGUGCCUUGCUGAACCUAAACCUUUACUGUCAAGAAGGAAAAAUACCAUGGGAUGCCCUGACUUACAUAACAGGUGAAAUUACUUAUGGAGGGCGAGUUACAGACACCUGGGACCAGAGAUGUCUACACACAAUCUUAAAGCGGUUUUUUGCCCUUGAAACAUUAGAAGAUGAUUACAAAUACUCAGAAUCAGGUGUAUAUUUUGCACCUGCAGCUGAUAGCUUGCAAGAUUUUAAAGAAUACAUUGAAAAUCUUCCUUUGAUUGACGACCCAGAAAUAUUUGGAAUGCAUGAAAAUGCUAAUUUAGUUUUCCAGCGUAAAGAGACUAACACUUUGAUUACAACAAUACUUGAGGUUCAGCCGAGAUCAACUACACAAGGGUCGGGAAAAAGCAAUGAUGAAAUUGUUCAAGAGCUUGCUAGCACCAUUCUGACAAAGCUGUCACGAAAGCUGGACAUGGAAGCUGCUUCAGAGAGCCUUUUCAUCAAAGAUGACCAAGGCCGUCUGGACUCUUUAACAACUGUGCUUGGGCAAGAAGUGGAUCGGUUCAACAAUCUGCUUAUGCUAUUGAGAGUCUCUUUAAACACUCUCAACAAAGCUAUUGCUGGUUUUGUGGUGAUGUCAGAAGAGAUGGAGAAAGUAUACAACAGUUUUCUCAACAACCAAGUUCCCACACUUUGGGCCAAUGCAGCAUACCCCUCACUGAAGACAUUAGGAGGAUGGGUAAAGGACCUUGUCCUAAGGAUAGCCUUUGUAGACUCAUGGCUCAGCAUGGGUCAGCCGAAGUCUUUCUGGAUCUCUGGUUUCUUUUUUCCUCAAGGAUUUCUGACAGGAACUCUUCAGAAUCAUGCUCGGAAAUACAAUUUGCCAAUAGAUGAGCUCAGUUUCAGCUACAAUGUUAUCCCUGUUUAUCGAGACCAAGCACACGUUACAGAAGCAUUAAAAAUGAGCCAAUUCGGGCAAGAAUUACCUAUGGAUAUGGAGUUACCCUCUCCUGAAGAUGGUGUAUUGGUUCAUGGGAUGUUCAUGGAUGCUAGUCGCUGGGAUGAUGAAGAGAUGGUUAUAGAGGAUGCUUUGCCUAGGCAAAUGAAUCCUAUGUUGCCAGUGGUGCAUUUUGAACCCCAACGAAAUUAUGAACCAAGUCCGUCUCUGUAUCAGUCACCACUCUAUAAAACUGGAGCCAGAGCAGGAACUCUCUCCACCACAGGUCAUUCUACCAAUUUUGUGGUAACAGUACUAUUACCCUCAAAAAGACCAAGUGACUACUGGAUAUCAAAAGGAGCUGCCUUGCUUUGCCAGCUGAAUGAAUAAGCAGGAUGUGGAUACAACACAGGAGGGGAUUUGUAUAUAUUGCAUUCAGUGUAUACCCAAAACCCAUUUUAGUAUUAUGACAGCCCUAAACCAAAGACAUAAGUAAGGACUGGACUCUUGACAAUAUAAUAGAAUGAAAUACCAAUCUAUUCAUUGUCUUUUCUGUUUGUCUUAGACUUUAUGAAAUAAAAUAUAGCUUGAUGUUAGUUUUUCAUUGCUGUUUAGGCCAGUACUUAUCCUCUAACUUCUCCUAUGAUUUGUGUACCUCUGCUUUAACUAAAAAUACUGUUCUAUGAUAUUUUUGUGUUUCAUAUAAAGAAACACAUUUUGCAUCAGGAUGGUAGGUUAUUGUGACCAUUGUGGUUUACUUUCACCUUUUAUGCUUUGUUUCACUGGAGAUUGCUGAUGACAACACACAUCUUCAA